GCGCGCAGCGAACUAUGUCCUAUCAAGUACAGAAAAGCUAGUUUUCAAUAACGCCGGCUGUAUAUUAACGAAGUAAUUAGAAUUGUCUGUGGAGGUUGUACUCCGCUGCUACGUCAAAUUGGUGCUGCAGUUCUCCCGCCUUACUUUGUGUAAACAAAUGCUCCGCGGAAAUUAACAAGUCCGGGCUGUAAGCAACAAAUGUCGAUUGCUGCCUUUAUAUUGGUGAUCGUUUUUGAAAACAUCGUGUUGUGCGAUGCACAGUGCACCAUACCAGAUGCAUAUGUUAAAACCUUGUUUGCUCUCGAAAAUGGCAAAGAAACCACAACGCAAAUACUCAAGAAUGAGCUUAUUCAAACUGUACAAAAGUUUAGAGGAACAUGCCAUUUAAUAGUUGCAGAAAACCGUCGACUUGAAAGUAAUGUGGAAGACAUUCUAGUACUGUUUAAGAAUGCAACUAACGACUGUUUCUUUUGUUACGAACUGAUUUUGCGGAGCCCGAAUGUCAUCCAGUACAGAAGGAGCCAAUGCAACACUCAGUUACCAAUGGAGAGUGAGACCGCCGUUUGCGAGAGUCUGCAAGAUGCUGAGCUUGAGACCGGUUUCGUGAGAGCUCGUGAAGAUUACUCCGAUUUCAACUGCAAAAGCAUACUUGAAGGAAUAUUUGCCUUUGACUAUCGAAUCGUUGGAAGCACUGGACUUUGCAGUAGUCCAUUUAGCACAAUUAAAGCCUGUCAAAGACAGGGGUCCCCGCUAAGAGACAAUUCCGUUUUUGAACAAACAUUCGGAUAUUGCCCUAAUUUCCAAGAUAUAUCAAUAUUAGAAGAUCCGAAUAUCGUUUUCGGGAAAGCAAAUAUUUGGCGCUGUUAUGGUCGCUGGACUGAUAAAAAUAACAACAUCUGGGCCGCAAUUGCUUACGACACGAAUCAGCUGAAGUUUAAAUACAGAUGUCUGACGACCAGAAUUGAUCAGCAAAAUCCAUAUGAUUUAUUCUACUGGGGAAUGUCAACGGAUUCGGAUUGCAAGGUAAUUCAUAAUUACCAAACAGCACCAAUUCGACUGGAACUUCGUCCUGCUUUCGAUGCGGAGCAACAGCUAGCAGAACUACAACCGGGAUGCAAACUGCCCACUAACUUUAGUGGUUCUUGGUUUUAUCCCAGUGAAUAUCAGACAACCGUGGUCAUCAACUCGACCCACAUCUUUAUGAGACGCAAGCGCGCCCAAUAUCUUUAUGAUGACAUCUACUAUGUGUGUCGGCAGCAGCAGGCAUCACGUUAUCUGAUGGCAGUGGUGACACUUGGAAAGUGCGAAACAGACUUCAUUUGCUUCGACUUCAUGCCACGGCAUCACAAUAUAAUUCGUUUCCGAAUGGGUCGCCCCUUUCCUCAUUUGCUACGCGAACGGGAGUCAAUGGGCGACAGUUACAUGCAAAAAAUGUAUCGUGAGGCGUGUCAUUGGAGCUCCUUCACACUCAACUACAUCGAAUGGACAUACGAGUAUUUUAUCCAAGAUCCACCUGUGCCUAUUAACUGUCCGAUUCAAGGAAAGUUCAAGUUCAUUCAAAGGGGUCAAGAGCAGGAAAAGUAUCAAACGAAAAUCCCCACUGGGAUGACCCCCAGACCUUGGCUGCAGGUCCUUUGUUAUAACUAUUGGCAGUCUAACCUCGAGGCGUGCCUGCACGACCCGAAAACAUUACAACUGGAUGUGGAGAAAUGUUGGCGGCUCGACUUUGCUGGACAGCCAAUCUCCGAAUACAAUGUGGUGGAUAAUUAUUUGACUUGUGUUGGAUACUGGAUGGAAGACACAAAAUCUAUUCUCAUCACAUACGAUAAGCAAGAUCCAGUAAUGAAUAACUUCCGAUGCUGGGUCUAUAAGCGAGUGGCCUUUCGCAAUUAUCUCAUGUCGCGGGGUCAAGGAAACCGCUGCUCAAAGAUACAGACUGCUGAAUCGUCAAUGCCAGAAGAAGGAGCCUCACUGCUUUUGGAGCUAACGGAAGAUGAGCUGCAGUUUGACGUUUGCCCCAUGUCUUGGGAUGACGGACGAAAUCCAUAUAGCAAUCCGGCCAUUUUGGAUGUGUACAGUGCAUCGAACCGUAAAACACUUGUAGGGUCUGCUAUUUUUGUUAUCAUGUACCUAACGCUUUUUAUAAAAGAAAUUUUCUGUCUCU
This is a messenger RNA of Dicrocoelium dendriticum, 2164 nucleotides long. The record is from the annotation of a GenBank genome assembly. NCBI's taxonomy places the organism in Eukaryota, Metazoa, Platyhelminthes, Trematoda, Plagiorchiida, Dicrocoeliidae.